GACUUUAAGCCUCGCCAUAUUGAACAGCCUGAGGGAAAGGGGAAAAGUCUGUAUUCAGUCCUCUUCAUGUUGCGCAGAUAGUAACUUUUGACGCCCUACCCGUUUUUGUAAUCUUGUCAAAACGAUUGGUUUGUUGUCGUUGACUCUUGACGCAGUUUCCUAAUGGCGGAAACAAAGAUUAUUUACCACAUUGAUGAAGAAGAAACUCCCUAUCUUGUUAAACUUACAAUAUCUCCCGAUCAAGUUACCCUAGCCGAUUUCAAGAAUGUUCUCAAUCGUCCAAAUUACAAAUUUUUCUUCAAAUCAAUGGACGACGAUUUCGGUGUUGUCAAGGAAGAAAUUGUUGAUGACGAUGCUCACCUUCCAUGUUUCAAUGGAAGAGUCAUAUCAUGGCUAGUAUCUGCUGAAAGUAGCAUUUCAGACUCUGUAUCUCAAUGUGCUGAGAGUACUGCCACUACUGAUGGGAGACCACCAUCUUUCCACCCUGGCCAUAACAGAAGUAUGGCUGAGGAAUACACAACAGCUACUGAGACAGAAUCGGUCAUUAGUUCAAGACACAGUGAGAGGCACAUAUUGCCCCGCUCUGGCCGUGUGCAUCGUGAAACUUAUGAAAAAUAUGAUCGCUUUGAUGUUCAAGCUCCUCGAAAUGGCCACAACGCUAUGAGACACAGAGCUGGACACGAAUAUGAAUCCUCUUCUAUGAUCAGCUCGGAUUUAGAGUCCACCAGCUUCGUUGACUCUGAAGAAGAUGCAUCUUCACGUAUCACAACGACCACGGAUCACACUAGUGUGUCUCGCCAAGGUCGCAAUCGGAGACGUAAUCGUCGCCGUCCCCGCCUCCCUCCCCUUUCAUCUCGAGCUUCAUCAUUCUCCAGUAUCACGGAUUCCACUAUGUCACUCAACAUAAUCACUGUCACCCUCAACAUGGACACAGUCAACUUUUUAGGAAUUUCCAUCGUCGGCCAGAGUCAUCAAGGUGGUGAUGGUGGAAUUUACGUAGGAUCCAUAAUGAAAGGUGGGGCUGUCGCUUUGGAUGGUCGAAUCGAGCCUGGUGACAUGAUCCUUCAAGUCAAUGAUAUUAACUUUGAAAAUAUGUCAAAUGACGAUGCCGUUCGCGUUUUACGAGAAGUUGUCCAGAAACCUGGCCCAAUCAAACUUGUAGUCGCCAAGUGUUGGGAUCCUAAUCCAAAAGGAUAUUUCACUAUACCCCGUACGGAACCCGUUCGCCCUAUUGAUCCCGGUGCGUGGGUUGCUCACACGGAAGCAGCAAGAGGUGGAACACAGUACCCGAAUCGUCCGCCAUCUGUGGCGACGAUGUCGUCAACCACCACAACAAUGAUGUCAAGUAUGCCAGAAACCGAACGUCCAGUUGAAGAAGCCCAACCGCUUUCAGUGCGCUCAGACAUGCUCGCAAUUGUGCGAGCGAUGGCGCGCCCAGAUUCCGGACUUGAAGUUAGAGAUCGCCUUUGGUUAAAAAUUGUAAUUCCAAGUGCGUUUAUUGGAUCAGAAGUGGUCGACUGGCUUCACAAUCGCGUGCAAGGACUAGAAGAGCGGCGUGAUGCCCGCAAGUUGGCUUCCCAGCUUCUGCGAAACGGUUACAUCAGACAUACAGUAAACAAGUACACAUUCUCUGAACAAUGUUACUACGUGUUCGGAGACCUGUGUUUGGGUGUUUCGGCUCUUCGCCUGACUGAUGACACGACAUCGGAAGCCGAUAGAGACACGCUCGCACCGUUGCCGUUGCCGACUCCUUGGGGUAGUGGGCCUGGUGCUACAGGAGCCGGUGGGGCUACCCCUCACAUACCUUAUUAUCCAACCGGUUAUGCACCCAUGCCUUACAGCUACAGCAGUGAUCCCCUCGGAUCGGCGCCUGUACAAAGUACUACAUUUACGUAUGGAAGAGAAGGCAGCGUUCACAGUGGUUCAGGGAGCAGUGGAUCCGACGUACGCAGUGGACUGAUGGGUGGAGACAGAAGUCAACCACCUUCUCUGCUAGGCGCAGUAAAUCCCGUCGGACCAGGAAUCCAUGGGUCAUCCAGCAGCAGCGGUUCUAGUACGGGAAGCAGCGACGGGGAUUCUCAGAUAGCAGUGAACGUUCGGUCGAACGGUGGGCAAGGCGGGGCCGACCGGCCUUUGAAUCAAGUUCCGGAUGACAUGUCUGGAUCGAGACAGUCUUUUCGAAUGGCCAUGACAAAUCCAUGCCAGAUGAACGAGUACUUUGUCGACGUAAUGUGAUUGAUCAUUUUCUAGGUGUUAGCCGUUGCUUUGGGGAAGCGUAAGAUAAACUCUUCUUUCCUCACUCUUUUCCAUCUUGAUUUUCAAAGCUUAAAAACAACGUUUAAUCGAGUCGUAAUAAAUCGUGCCCUUCCCUCUGAUAGCUAUUCUGUACGGCCAAGACUUUUCAUAUUAUGCGGGCGGUUUAGUGUUUUCUCCUUGUAUUUACAUUUUUUAAAUAAUUGCUGCUUGUGAACGAAUUCUUUUCCUUCCCAAACUUCUUUCAUUAACUUUUUACAAGUUGACUCUUGUUCUGGUUGUUUUUACGUCAUCUUAUUUCUUCUGCCGUAGAUCAUUUAUUUUACCUUUUAAAAAUGUGAGAGAAAAAAGAAAGAAUCAUCUUGGUCCGGUAGCUCAAACCAGCUAAUGACGUGGUGCAAUAACUCCAUAAAAAAUUCGUAUAUCAAUCCAGUUUUCUUUCCUAACAUUUUCAUGGUAUUCAUCACAAAUCCAUAACAAGAAACUCCUGAAAGAAUGCGUGUACCACUGUUUUGUCGAAAUUACAACCUUUAUUUCAACAACAGA
Daphnia pulicaria is the source of this 2799-nucleotide messenger RNA. It is a transcript of the gene dsh, whose product is annotated as segment polarity protein dishevelled homolog DVL-3-like. Gene Ontology annotation, molecular function: frizzled binding. Lineage: Eukaryota; Metazoa; Arthropoda; Branchiopoda; Diplostraca; Daphniidae. The record is from RefSeq and is a predicted model, not a curated record. Bases 163 to 2235 code for a protein of 690 amino acids. Gene Ontology annotation, cellular component: cytosol. Gene Ontology annotation, biological process: canonical Wnt signaling pathway; intracellular signal transduction. The transcript is spliced from 14 exons.